GGGGUCAACAUCUCCUGCCUGAAUAGAAACACCGCGCCAAAAUAUUUUUUAGCGAGAGAAGAAGACACCUUGCGGAAAAGGUCCAUGUUUACAGUUCAUGUUACAUUAGAAAAACAGCAGAAAGGAUGACCUGUAACGCCAGUGUUACACGUCUUCAUCUGUCCUCGCUAAGACGGGCGGAGAAAGUCCCGGUGCACCUUAUGCCCUGUGAGGUUGAGCACAACGGGCUCGCCCAGGUCUCACAGUAUUUCACUUCUACAACAAAACAACACAAAAAAGAGAAGACGGUGUCCUUUAGAGGACGCGGGUUAAAGGGGCAGGAGAUCACCUGUCCUCAGGGCUACACCGGCCUGGUCCUGAAGGAGGUCGACAGACACGGCUCUGACCAGGAGGACAGGACGGUGAAGGUGACCUCAGUGUUUGAGAAGCUGACCUACUGGAACCUGGAAACUCCUCCAACUUCAGAUGAUACGGUGGUGAUGGCAAUGGACUGGCCUGAGCUGGCUGAGGCGAUCCACGGGACGGUUGACUGAAGACUUUUGAAACUUGCUGUUAACAGAAGGAAGACCAAUCACAUCACAUCAGUGUGAUACAAGCAAAACACACAUAUUGCUGCUUCUAACCCGACAAGACGUUUUUUUUUAAAUACCGACCUGUAUCGUUACUGUUUCAGAGCAAUAAGAAACUGUUUCUGUACACGCUUUUUUGUAAAUAAAGAGAAAUCCAGAA
Messenger RNA from Girardinichthys multiradiatus, 729 nucleotides. RefSeq names its product ribonuclease H2, subunit C (gene rnaseh2c). The record is from RefSeq and is a predicted model, not a curated record. The transcript is spliced from 5 exons. Bases 126 to 533 code for a protein of 135 amino acids. NCBI's taxonomy places the organism in Eukaryota, Metazoa, Chordata, Actinopteri, Cyprinodontiformes, Goodeidae. Gene Ontology annotation, biological process: RNA catabolic process. Gene Ontology annotation, cellular component: ribonuclease H2 complex.